Molecule: messenger RNA, 297 nt
Organism: Brugia malayi
Lineage: Eukaryota; Metazoa; Nematoda; Chromadorea; Rhabditida; Onchocercidae
Gene: Bm678
Product: Chymotrypsin/elastase isoinhibitors 2 to 5, putative
Exons: 3
Coding region: 1-297 (98 amino acids)
Source: RefSeq, a predicted model, not a curated record
AUGAUGAAUUUAUUUUUCGUCUUAAUAAUUAUAUCAGUGUUCACUUUCACACACGUGGAUACGAGACGACGACACAAAUGUGGACGAAAUGAGAUAUGGGUUGAAUGCAUGGGUUGUGAACUGAAAUGCGGCCAAAGUGAAUUUACUCCAUGCUUUCUGAUUUGUAAUCCGGCUGGUUGUUAUUGUCCACCAUAUGAUGGAUUUAGAAGAGAUGUCGCGGGAAAAUGUGUUGCUGUAUCUGAGUGUCCAAAAAUAUCAGCGGAAAAGCAUAAAAAAUUUUUGAACGUUACUUCUUAA